Molecule: messenger RNA, 794 nt
Organism: Daucus carota subsp. sativus
Lineage: Eukaryota; Viridiplantae; Streptophyta; Magnoliopsida; Apiales; Apiaceae
Product: actin-depolymerizing factor 5
Exons: 3
Coding region: 140-571 (143 amino acids)
Biological process (GO): actin filament depolymerization; actin filament bundle assembly
Cellular component (GO): actin cytoskeleton; cytoplasm
Molecular function (GO): actin filament binding
Source: RefSeq, a predicted model, not a curated record
AACCAAAUCUCCCCGAGAUCUUAUAUAUAGUCCAAUUCUUCCCACUACAUUUUUCAUAGCUCCACUUUCAUACAAAAUCAACUUUCACCAUCUACCUCUCUUUCUAGCUUCAACAGAUAUACUAACCUGCUCCACCACCAUGGCUAUGGCUUUCAUGAUGGCGACAAAGGGUAUGUGCGUGACAGAGGAAUGCAAGAAAUCGUUCAUGGAAAUGAAGUGGAAGAAGGUGCACAGAUACAUAGUCUACAAGAUUGACGAGAAAUCGAAGCUAGUGACCGUGGAUAAGGUGGGCAGCUCCGGCGAAAGCUACGAUGACUUGGCCGCAUCUUUGCCGGAGGACGACUGUCGAUACGCGGUGUUCGAUUUCGAUUUUGUGACAGUUGACAAUUGCCGGAAAAGCAAGAUCUUCUUUAUUGCAUGGGCUCCCACGGCAUCAAGAAUCAGAGCAAAAAUUCUGUAUGCAACUUCGAAAGACGGAUUAAGAAGAGCAUUAGAUGGAAUUAGCUAUGAAGUACAGGCAACUGAUGCUGCGGAGAUGGGUUUCGACGUCAUUACUGAUCGUGCUAAGUAAUGAUUAAGCAAGGCGAUUAGGAUUAACUAAAGUUUGUUUUGGAAUCUUUAUAAUUUUGAAUAAUGCUGCUGCUGCUUGUUGCUUUUCUUUACUCGUUAGUUGUUAACAUCAACUUUUUUUCUAAUCUCCAUGUACAUAAUGCCCCAAUAACUAAUCUAUGAUUAACACAUGCUGUGUUUUUGUUAAUUAAUGGAAAAUACCCUUAUUGUUGCCUUGCUUUUCA